Messenger RNA from Lytechinus pictus (painted urchin), 1815 nucleotides. RefSeq lists its product as uncharacterized. The transcript has a single exon. NCBI's taxonomy places the organism in Eukaryota, Metazoa, Echinodermata, Echinoidea, Temnopleuroida, Toxopneustidae. Bases 400 to 1815 code for a protein of 471 amino acids. The record is from RefSeq and is a predicted model, not a curated record.
AGCAGAGCAGAGCAGAGCGGACGCUUUUGACAGGAGCUCUGCAGCAGUGUUGUUUUCACAUAGACGUUUUGGCGGGAAAUUCAAGUCGGCUACACCCGGCUCCUCACCGGCAUCUGUGCCGCUUCCUAGCCACCUCCAGUCCAUCGGCCUGCUCCCCCUUUUCUGUUGAAUGGAAUUGAUUUCUGAUUGAUCUCCAGUUGUAGUAGAUCGAGGAUUGAACAGUCCAGUUGCCGUAGUGAGCGGAGUUGGAGGCUUGGGUUACCAUAUAGCCGUUCCCAUGGUGACAUGCACUCAUUUUCAUUCAUACUCACCUUAUUAACACUACGUUACCGGGUAAGAGACUAAUUUCAAUUUAUCAAUAGGCCUACAGAUUAUUAUGUUCUUGUAAAAUAAGUAAUUAUGGCGAAUAACCUUUCGAUAUCCUCGGGCGAAGAGGAUUAUUUAGCAGCAGCGAGUAAUAGAUUUAGGCAAGCGCCAGAUGAAUUAGUGGUAUCUUCCGAUGAUCAUACUGUCCAUGGUGAGGACAGUUAUGAUGAAUCGAAUUGUUCUUGGAAAACGGCGAUCAAUAGAAAUUCUAUCCGAUCGGCUAAGAAAAGGGCAAGGGUUAGGAGCAAUAGCGAUAGUACUCUAAAUACGAAGCACAGUAAAAUGCCUAAAUUCUCUACUCCCACGCAUUCAAGCAGGAGGGUAGUCAUUGUUGGUCUUGAAAAUAAGAAUAUUUGCAGAGCAAACCCAGUACAGGUGUUCAAAGAAAUUCAUAAUCUGGUAGGCAAUCUGAAUGGGAAAGAGAAAGUGAAAAAUAUGAUGAUUUUGAAAUGUGAGAAUGACAUACAAGUCAUGAAAUUGUUGGAACUAACCAAGCUUGCUGGUGUAGACGUUAAAGCAACGCGUUAUGAAGAUAAUCAUGAUUUUACAACGAAAGGUGUUAUUCAUAGAAUAGAUACACAGAUAAGUAAUGAGGAAAUUGCAGAAGUAUUGAAAGAUCAGAAGGUAAUUCAUGCUAAGCGUUUUAUGAAGAAGAUCGAUGGUGAAAUAGUACCAACCCCAUCAGUUCUCAUCACCUUCAAAGGCAAGGAUAAACCCGAGACAGUAAACUUUCUGUAUGAGCUUAAACGUGUGGACAACUUUAGUCCACCGGUGCCAAGGUGUCACAAAUGUCAACUUUUUGGGCACAUGAAGGAAAACUGCAAGGGUAAAUUGCGCUGUGUGAGAUGUGGAGGGGAACAUGAUUUUGAAGAGUGCCCACAAAAGGAAAAUCGAAAAUGCUUUAGAUGUGGAGAUAAACACUCGGCGGCGUAUCAAGGUUGCAAAAUUUACAUAGAGGCAAAACAAAUACAAAAGGUUAAAUUGAAGGAAAACAUUACAUACGCACAAGCGACUAGGGUGUAUCGCACUCAAAAAAAUGAAAUAGUGGAAGAGGAAAGUAAGACCAUUAGAACUAGCGACACUAAAGAAAACACUCAAAGGAAACUAAAGAAUGUUGGUCCCAUUUCAAAUUCAAUGGCAUCUGACCACGAAUCAAUCCAACAAUCAAAGAUUCCGCGCCCAAUCCGAGUACAAAGGAACAAUGAAGGAAGGCGGGAAAGAGAUAAGGAGUCAGGGCAAGGAACUGAGUCGAAUAACCAAAAGAAAGAUACUGUCAACACAUUAAUGAGUGUAGCACCCCUGGAUUUCAUUAUGUUUAUUCUAUUUGUGAUACGUAAGUUACCACAGUCUGAAAACGAUGAUCAGUUUUUGGAAUAUGUUGUACAUGCUAGUCGUAAUUUCUUAAAGACAGACAUACCAUUGGAAAUGGUCAAGUGCCACCUUAAAUAA